Messenger RNA from Pseudocercospora fijiensis CIRAD86, 3553 nucleotides. RefSeq lists its product as uncharacterized. Gene Ontology annotation, cellular component: nucleus; transcription regulator complex. Bases 730 to 2943 code for a protein of 737 amino acids. The record is from RefSeq and is a predicted model, not a curated record. Gene Ontology annotation, biological process: positive regulation of transcription by RNA polymerase II; negative regulation of transcription by RNA polymerase II. Lineage: Eukaryota; Fungi; Ascomycota; Dothideomycetes; Mycosphaerellales; Mycosphaerellaceae. The transcript has 3 exons.
GCAUCCCGCGACGCCCGCUGCCAUGCGACGUCGCCGCUGAGCGCUGUCCGUUUAGUUCUUGUCGACCGCCCACGGGAAGCCGGACUUACCUUGUUACUGUAUUUGUGCCCACCGCGACUGCCUCUGCGACUGCGAGUGCGACUGCCGCUGCGACUGCCACUGCGACUCCCACGCACGCGCCCCGACUGGCGGAACGAUCGACGCUCUGCCGGCUUGCUGGAUGCCGGCGCGCUGAUUCUCACUCGGCUUGCUCGCCCUCUCUGCUGCAUGCGCGUGAAUACUCGGCCCGUAUCAUACUGUAUUACACACAAGAUACCUCCUCCCAUCGCGCAACCACGAAUAUACGCUAUACAGCCCCACUACCGAACUGCGCGCAUCGCCAUCCACCCCGGAUCCGCAACAGCACCAGAAGCAGCUCCAUCCCGCUUACUACUUAGUCUGGCGAGCAAGCAAGCAAGCAAGCAAGCAAGCAAAGCAAAGCAAAGCAAAGCAAAGCAAAGCAAAGCAAAGCAAAGCAAGAGCACGUGUUUAGGCCUGCGCACUUCCGCCCACCACGUCGAGGCUCCCUCCGAAUCACCCUAUGCAUUGUCUGUCCGGCCUGGAGACUGCUGCUCGACCGCUCUCAGGCCGGCGGCAACUACGCGCGAACUCGCGACCAUACUUAGCACAGCAUACAUUGCCGCUUAGACUUCCACCAGUAUCCUGCAGUGAUACGCGGUGUAGGACAAGAUGAUGGCCGCAUAUCAGCCUACGCCUGGAGGCAUGCAUCCAGGCAUGCCCCAUGGCCAUCCGGGCAUGGCUCCAAACCCAGGCCAGCACAUGGGUCAACCAAUGCAGAUGCACCCGGGCGUCUCAGGAGCUCCUCAGCAAGCAGGAAUGAUGGGCAUGCAGCCUAGCGGGAACGGCAUGGGCCCAGGAGGAAUGGGAGGCCAGCAUCCAGGUGCAGGUAUGGCGAUGCCUGCGCAUAUGGGUGGCCAGAGCAUGGCUGGCGGUAUACCCAAUUCACAGGCGCUGAGCCACUUAACACCGCAACAACAACUGGCACACCAGCAGGCCCAGAUGGCAGCAAUGCAAUCGAAUCCGCAGCUAGCAAUGCAACACCACCAGAUGCGAUUGCGCCAACAGCAGAUGAUGCAGCAGGCGCAGGCCAAUGGCAUGAUGCAGCCGGGCAUGCAAAUGAAUCCUCAAUUGGCGCAGCAAAUGCAACAGCAACAAAAUCAGCAUGCGAUGAGCCAGCAGGGUGGCCAGGCUGUACAAUUAACGCCACAUCUUCAAGCACAACAAAUGCAGAUGAUGCAACAGCGUAUGCAACAGCAGCAGCAAGCACAACAGCAGCACCAGAACCAGAUGGCGCAGCAAUUGGCUAUGCAGCAACAGCAUUCGCAGCAAAGCAAUCAAGGACAGCAGCAACCUGCAAACCCGCAAGGCACGCCUGCUCAAGCAGCAGCACAGCAGAUGCGUCCACAAUCCCGGAUGGCAAAUCCCAAUGAGCAAGCGCAGCCUGGCCAGCAGCCGCAACAUCCACAGCAGGCACAGUCUCAACAAGGCCAGCCUCAAGCACAACAAGGUGGUCAACCACAACAGGGCCAGCAACCGACUCCACAGCAACAGCAGGCCAUGAGUCUUCAGCAGCGGCAACAAAUUGCACUGCUUCAACGUCAGCAAGCCUUCCAAGCGCGCCAGAUGCAAGCGGCGCAACAGCAACAGCCUACAUCCCAAAGCGGCAUGUUCAUUUUAAGGCUGCUGAACUUUAGCACUCACCUCGCCAGUUUCACCCCGGACAUAGAAAGCCAAACCGCAAAUGGCAAGAAUGUCACACAUUGGCACAAUUUCGUGGAGAAGCAUUUCGCCCCGGAAGGCCGACUGAUCCACAGCUUCGAUGACGCGGGUCCACAUGGCAAGGUCAAGACGUUUGAAGUGCUGCGACCAAAUGUUGCAAGGUACUUCUACACAUACUUCGAUUCAGGCGCGAGCUCUUUGCGACUGCAUACCGAAAAUGCGCGAGAAGUACCUCACGCGAAUGGAAGCCUCCAGGUGUCCUGCCAGCACGCCACCUUUUCCGUUUUCUAUCCAAAUGGCGCACGUCUGGAGAUGACUGGUUCCCUGCAUGUCCUGUUCUCGGCCGGCUCGGACCAGAUCGACAUCCUUUCCUUUCAAACGACGGGUACAGAAGAAGUCAUUUCGCGAGGCCAGAUCGAGAAGGUGCUGAGCGAUUUCUCCCCGACCAUGGCAAAUAAAGCAUCUCCGAAGAUGGCAAAAAACAAGUUACCCAAAGCUCAACAGAAGCUGCAGGAGGCCGAGAGCAGACUGACGAUAGAACACUUCCCAAAGACACCGAAAGGCACCAUGGGCUUCACUUCAAAGGUGCAGCAUUUCUUAGAGAUUGGUGAAACGAUGAAUGUAAUGUCAGACCUCAUGCAUUAUGCUCAAGACAAGAAGAUGCGACCAGAACAAGCUUUGGAAGCCCUGGUUGCACAGUACGAGUCCCAGCCGAACGGCCAAUCUCAACCAGGCAAUCCACAGAUCAAUCUGCCUCCGAACGGGGUACCUCAAGGUUCGACGACGCCCAACAUGCGCAACAUGCAGAUGCCACAGAACGGACAAGCUUUCAGCUCACCCAGUAUGGGCAACAUGCAGAUGUCCAUGAAUGGCUCGCCGCACCUGGGGAACACACCGGGCACAUUAGGCGCGCCGAACAUGGGUAUGCCAAAUUCGCACACACCCUCACCGCACCAGUCAAGCAUGACUGCUCCUCAGAUGAUGCCUCAGCACAGCCAGCAAGGUACAAACAGCAGCGUGGCGAGCGAAAAUACAAGUCCCAAUGUUAACAACAACAAGCGACGCAGAAGCGCGGUCAAAGUUGAGGGCGACGAUGGCGGAAGUGACGCCAACGCGAACCGAGUCAAACCAAGCCCCCGAAUGGCCAAGAAGCCCAAACCGUGACCUCCUUGACCGAAUCAAUCAGUUCCUGUCCAUCUUCAAACCGGCGUCGGGAGUUCUUCACUACAGCGGCAUCGGCGGUCUCCUCGUCAUUGGGCAAGCGCAAAGGCAAGGCGGCAUUUUUCUGGGUGUGUCUCUCUUCAUUGGGUCAGGUGCAUCAUCAUCCGACGACGACAACUACCACUAUAGUGUUUUGUGUCUGUUGUUUUAGCAACGGCCUCCUCCUUGUUGAUUCCCACAGCGCGGCGUUCUUCAUAGGAGUUUGGUUCGUCUUUUGCUUUUACCUGCUUUGAUUCCCACUACAUCCGGAAAGGACGCGCGGCGAGAGCGAGAGCGAGAGAGAAAGCCCAGGGCCACUACUUUUGUUUACUUGUUUAGUUCGCGACUCUUUGCGCGAACACUAGAGAAGCACGGGGCCGGAACAUGGUUGUUCACAAUUCAAUUGUCUGUGUGUGUGUGUUGAGGAAAAGGAGGGGGAAGGGAGGGCGGAGCGUGGAAGCAAACGAAAUGGGAGCGAAACCUAGUUGAUACGGUAUAGGAACAUUUGUACGAUAUUCAAAUAUGAGGCGGCAUGGAUAUGAUCUCGCUUGGAUCUGCAACGAUUUUCCCCCGU